This is a messenger RNA of Plasmodium yoelii, 4821 nucleotides long. Its product is annotated as zinc-carboxypeptidase, putative. The transcript has a single exon. The record is from RefSeq and is a predicted model, not a curated record. Lineage: Eukaryota; Apicomplexa; Aconoidasida; Haemosporida; Plasmodiidae. Bases 1 to 4821 code for a protein of 1606 amino acids. Gene Ontology annotation, biological process: protein side chain deglutamylation.
AUGACGAAUGAAAUAAAUGUUGCAAAAGAGAAAAUGCGAAAUGAAAAGACAGAAUUUUUCUCCAAUGGUUUGGGUAGUCCACAGGGAAUAAAAAAAAUAUAUAAUGAUAAUUUGAAUAUAUCUGAAAAGGGUUUAAAAAGGGGAGAAAAUUAUACCGUUAAUAUUGUGAACAAUAUAAAUGGAAGUAAUAGUGAUGCUUCAAAAGUUGCACAAGAUUUAAUAUGCCAUGAACCCUUCAAAUUAAUUUAUGAGGAUAGUUGCACACAUAUCAAAAUACCAACCAUAAUGUGCCAAGCCGAAGAAAACAUAUAUAACAACAGCACAUAUUUUGGUACUACUAUUAUUAAUAGACAUAAAAACAAUGAGAAAAGAAUUUGUAUAAACAAAAUAAACAAUUUAAAAUUAUUUUUAAAAAACAAUUUAAAAGAAGCUAAUUUGAAAAAUAGACAUAUAUUUUUAAAUAACAUUAAGAAUAUCGAAGAUAUAUUAAAUUAUAAUUUUCGUUUGAUAAGAUGUAAUACAUAUAAAAAUGAUAUACCCCUGUUUUGUGAACAUGAUAACUUUGUUAGGCAUAUACCGAUUGUAAAGAAUAAAUUACACGAAUUAAAAAUUGCAGAGAUGGAAAGAAAUAUAAAACAAAGUGCUUCGAUGAAAUCAGACAAUAUGCCAUUUAUUGCCAAUAAUAGUUUUGCAGAAAAUAGUUCUAAUCAAUGUAAAAAUGAAAAAAAAAAUAGUGAAAAAAAUAGUGAAAAAAAUAGUGAAAAAAAUAGUGAAAAAAAUAGCGAAAAAUAUAGUAUAGAUAAUAUUUAUGAAGAGGUGGAAGACGCAAAAAAAAAAAAAAAGCACAUAAAGAAAUUACAUAAAGAAAACUUGAAUAAACCUUCAAACAAAUCAAACGAGCUGAAACAAUUUUCUAUGUAUAGUAAAUUAAACGAAAUACAAUGUGUAGAAGAGCCUGGUAUGACAUAUAAAUGUGUUUAUCCUCAAAAUACCAAAAUUAAUGAUGAUAUUAAAUGCCGUCAUAAUGUAGAUAGCUCGAAAGGGGUUCAUAUAGAAAAUUCGCCAAUUGUGUUCAAUUCUAAAUUUGAAAGCGGUAACUUACAAUAUGUAUUAAAGGAAAAGAAUAAGGAAUAUUAUUCUUUAUUUAUAAGUAGCGACAUAAGAAUGAAUAAGAAGACAAAUCAAUGGUUUUAUUUUAGUGCAAGUUAUAUACCAGAUGAAUAUUACACAAAAGAAUUAAAAAAAGAAAAAGAAAAGAGACAAACAUAUAUGAAUGAAUUUUUAAAUGAUAUAAAUAAAGAAACAAAUUAUAAUCAUGUAAAGUAUUCAGUGGAUUUUUCUGAUAAAUUCCUUGUAAGUAAUAUUAAAAGAUUAAAAAAACCAGUUUCUGUAAUAUUUCGUAUUGAAAAUAUGUCAAAGCCACAUUUUUUAUACAAAGAAGGAUAUUCUCCAUUAGUUUUUUCAGAGUGUAAAAACAGAUUUGAAAAUAUACAAUGGGAAAGAAAUGCUUAUAAUAUAAAAUAUAUAAAAAAUAAUAAAUCUAGAUAUUUGAAUACUAAAAAAAAUUGUAUUGAAAGAUUAUCCUAUAAUAGUUAUACAUUGGAAUUUAGUUAUGACUUUAUGUAUACAUGUGAUACUGUAUAUUUUUCAAGUUGUUAUCCAUAUACUUAUUCAUAUUUAAUGGAAUAUUUAACUUUUAUAAAAAAUUAUGUAAACAAAUCCAGGCCAGAUAUUAAUUACAUAGAGGAAACAUUGUGUAAGACAACUUGUGGUUUUAAUUGCCCUAUUCUGGCAAUAACAAAUUAUGAUACAUUAUAUAAAACUUCAAAAGAAGAUAAUAAAAAUAAAAAAUUCCAUCCAAAAUUGGAGGGGGAUAUUUCCAUAGACAAUAUGUUUAGGCUUUAUAGUAGUGGAAAAGAAAAUAUAGCUGAUAAAGAAAGUAUAGCUGAUAAAGAAAGUAUAGCUGAUAAAGAAAAUGUAACUGAUAAAGAAAAUGUAACUGAUAAAAUAAUGAAUACUAUACUCGAUGAAAUAAAUUUAUCUAAAUAUAACAACAAAUGUUUUAAUUUUACGAAUUCGGAUAUUUUCGAUAGUUGUAAUGCUAUAAGCACACUUAAUGAUAAAUUGUGGAUGUAUGAUUUGUGGACCUUUUCAAAUGAAUUAGUUAGUAAGUCGAAUAUUGAUGCAAACUUUGAUGGAGUGAGCGAUUUGAAUAAUUAUCAAGAUAUUAGUACUUUUGAUAAUAGCAAUAAUAGCAAUAGCAAUAGCAAUAGCAAUAAUAGCAGUUGUAAAUGGUCAGACAAUUUUAUGAGCGAAUUUCCAAACUUAUUAAAAAAAAAAGUAAUUUUAAAAAUGGGUAGAAGCAAGAAAAACGAGGAGAAAAUGGUAAUGCCAUGUUUAAGAGGGGGGUCAUUAUUAGUUAGUUCAAAUAAAUUGGAAAAUAACUCAAAAGAAAUCACGAAGGAAAUCACGAAGGGAAUCACGAAGGAAAUCACGAAGGGAAUCACGAAGGAAAUCACGAAGGGAAUCACGAAGGAAAUCACGAAGGAAAUAAUUUUUUUGACGUGCCGUGUGCAUCCAGGAGAAACGAAUGCAAGUUAUGCGAUGCAUGGAUUUUUAUCAUUUAUUAUAUCAAACAAUAUAUAUGCAAACAUUUUACGAACAAAUUAUAUUUUUAUAAUUAUUCCGAUGUUAAACAUAGAUGGUGUAGUACUUGGGCAUAAUCGAUUUUGUUCAAAUGGUUUCGAUUUAAAUAGACAAUGGGACAAACCAAUUUAUUACUUACAUCCAACAGUAUAUACAGCUAAAGCAUUGCUUAAAAAUCUUCAAAAGAAUAAUAAUAAAAUAAUAUUUUAUUGUGAUUUUCAUGGUCAUUCCAGUAAAUAUAAUUGUUUUUUAUUUGGCAAUUCAGGUACAAGAACAUUUUUAAAAAAAAAUAAUUAUACUGAAUAUUUUGCAAAUAUCAUUUAUCAAUCUAUUCCUUGGUUUUCCUUAGAAGAUACCAAAUUUAAAAAUUUGAAUGACAGUGAAGGAAAAGGUGGAACAGCUAGAUACAUCUGUGGUACGGAAUUAAAAAUUGAUUGUAGUUAUACCUUGGAGUUAUCUUUGUUAGGGGUACGUGUAGGAAAAAGUUUGAAUUAUUUGCCAAGUAUUAGGGAUGACAGUCCUGUUGAUAAUUUUGGUAAAUCAGUCGAUAUAAUAAAUGACAAUAAAAAUGACAAUAAAAAUGGCAAUAAAAAUGGCAAUAAAAAUGGCAAUAAAAAUGGCAAUAAAAAUGGCAAUAAAAAUGACAAUAAAAAUGACAAUAAAAAUGGCAAUAAAAAUGACAAUAAAAAUGACAAUAAAAAUGGCAAUAAAAAUGACAAUAAAAAUGGCAAGGGUUCAGAUAUUCUUUGUGGGUCGAAUAAAGUAAUAGACACAACAUCCAAUGUCAAAAUGGUUGUUAGGGGGGGUUCUACUCGGUGUUACACCAACAAGGCAAAAGCUAACCGAAAAGAAACAGAAAAAAACGGAAGCGAAUUUGAGGAUUCAGAAAAUUAUCAAAAAAAAUUAUGCAUGAGUAAUAAGGAAAACUUCAUAUUUUUUAAUGAAAACCUUUUAUUGGUAACGGGGGUUAGUUUUGGGAUAUGUCUUUUUAAAUUUAUGAAUUUGUUUUUACAUUGCAAGAGUUACAAAAAAACGAACGAAAUAGGGAGUGAGGGUUUGCCAAUUUUAAGGAAUAAUUUAGAUUACAUGUGUGGGCAUACAUUGGAAAUAACAGAAAAUUUUCAAGACUUGAGUGGAAAAUUAAAUAAUAUGAACAAGUCAGGUAAUAAAGAAGAAAGUGGUAUUAUUAUUAAAAAAAAAAAAUUGAAUAAAAAUGAAUGGUUAAAAAUUAACUAUUGUACUUACAACAGUGAAAAGAAAAUAAAUAAUAAAAAUAAUGAUGAAAAUAAUGAUGAAAAUAACAAUGAAAAUAAUAAUCAAAAUAAUAAUCAAAAUAAUGAUGAAAAUAUAAAUAGUAUAGUUGGUAGAAUGACUGAUGAUAGGAACAUUUCAUGUACAUAUGUAAGGAAUAGUUAUGGGGAUAAGCGAGUAAUAUGUCCUAGCCAUAAAAAUAUUUGUUUGGAUAAAAAGGGUGAUAAAUGUAUUUUAGCUAGCUCAAAUGAAAAAGAUAAAAAAAAAAAAAUAAUGAUAAAAAUAAAAAAAAUAUAUAGCAAUAAUAAAAAUAAGCUAGUAACAAAAAUGAAAAAAAAUUGUCACAAUAAUGGAGCGAGAAAUAAUGACAACGAUGGAAAUACAAAAAAAUAUUACACUGAUAAGACAAGAAAUAAAAAACGAUUAUUAAAAGGUGAGGAUGAAAAUGAUAAACAUAUUUUGAAAAUAAAUGAAUUGAUCAAUUUAGAUAUAUUUCCAAUUAUUAGUAGUUGCAAUAAUAGUAAUAUUGUAAAUAAACAACAGAACAAUAAUAGCACAAAAUUAAAUUUUAUUUCAAAUGGGUAUUAUAAAAAAUAUGUCAAUAAUAAAUAUAUAAAUACAAAAUAUGUUAUAAAAAGAAAAAGGAAGAUACGAGUAUGCAGAAAAAAAGAAAUUCGUUUUUCAGUUAAACCUAAAGGUCCCUCUUGUAUAGAUAUUAUGAAAAAUAUAAUUAAAAAAACGGAUUUGGAAAAUGAGGGUUAUAAAAUAUUCGAAAUUAAAAAAAACAUUGUUUGUGAUAAAAGCCGGGAUAAGCAUAAUAAGAAAAAGACAGAGAGUGGUAGAAAAAAGAAGAAAAAGAAAAAGAAAAAAAAUACUAAAAGUAUGAAAUAUAUUAGCGUUUUACCGAAUUGGCAUGCUAAGUAA